Molecule: messenger RNA, 1701 nt
Organism: Thelazia callipaeda (thelaziosis nematode)
Lineage: Eukaryota; Metazoa; Nematoda; Chromadorea; Rhabditida; Thelaziidae
Source: the annotation of a GenBank genome assembly
AUGGGUAAUAAUCAAGGUGGUCUUCACAAGCGAGAUCGUACAGAUGGUCAGCAGCGUAUACGGAAUUGGACAGCUGCUGGUGGCAGUGGUGGUUCUGGCAAUGGUGCCUCGGUUCAAGUAAUUAAUUCUGGCACAGCAGAAGAUGGUUGUCCAGUUCAAGUGAAAAUCGCAAAGAGUGAGGGAUCUGGUUCAACACCAAGUAUCCAAUUUUCUGAAGCAAAUGAAUAUCCAGUGGUUUUCAAAUGGCAAGGAGGAAGCCAAGCUGGUGGGGUUUACAUAGCGGGAUCUUGGGAUGGGUGGAAAAAGAAAAUACCAUUAUGCAGAUCAACUCAGGAUUUCUCGACCAUCAUUAACUUGAAUCCUGGAAUGCACGAGUAUAAAUUUUACAUUGAUGGCAAAUGGGUGAUUGACGAAAAUGCUACUAAGACUGAAAACAAGUUUGGUAGUCAGAACAAUGUUAUUGCAAUUGAUGAAGCUGACUUUGAAGUAUUUGACGCUCUUAGUCGUGAUUUAGCGUCGUCAAAUGCAGGAGAAGUUAUGAGAAAGGUGAAUGCAACAGGAACACUGCCUUCUUCGCAUGACACACCAAAUGAACGUGAAAUUGAGAAGCUAAAAAAUUUCACUCAGGACAUUCCAGACCGUCGAGAAUUCGAAAAAGCAUUAAAUCCACCAGUUUUACCCCCUCAUCUUUUGCAGGCUAAUACACCGAUGCAAUGCGAUCCAAAUGUGCUGCCGGAACCAAAUCAUGUAAUGCUGAAUCAUUUGUAUGCGCUAUCAAUUAAGGAUGGUGUCAUGGUUUUAUCAGCUACUCAUCGUUAUCAAGGUGACAUUGUUUUAUUUUUGGCAAUGGAGCCAAAAUGGACAUUUGAUCGUACUUGGUACGGUGCAGAUUUAUCAAAUGGAUGGACUGCAAUAGUUUCGGAAUGUGGAUAUAUUUGUACAAUACAGUGUAGGAAGAAAAAGUCGCGCGAUGAAUGGGUUUUAAGUGUUAGUCCCGAGAGUCACUGCUCUUAUUCGUUGUUUGUUGAUGUCGCACUUUCAGUUGGUGCAUUUCAUUUUAAGGUACAUUGCGAUUUAUGGCAUUCAUCGAGUGUUGUAUUGCAAGAAGAAAUACAAAGCGGAUUCAGAGUUGAUGUGACAUUUAAAUUGCGCAUCAUCGAAACGCUAUCGGCACAAGAUCUGAGUGGAAAAACUCCUUAUAGAGAUUUUGAAAUUAAGUGUAAAGGACGUUCUUGGUUCGUGGAUGCCACAUACUUGGCAUCGAUAGGAGGAAAAUUAUUCACUGAGUGGAAUGAAUUACGCUUGAAAGGUGCCAAAGAACAUAUUGUAGAUGGUAUUUCAACUUAUGAAUUAGACUGUCUUAUAGAUGCUACCGUAAAAUAUCGUCAAAUCAUCGUAACAAGGAUAAAUUACGAUGUGUUAGCUGGUGUUUCGUUUCGGUAUAACAUUGGCUCUGUAUUGCGGGCUGUGGAGUCUUUUUUGAUGGAUGCUGAAUGGAUUCAUCCAAUUCGACGAUUAGAAUAUGCAGUUUGUUAUAAAUUAGCAAGAUUGGGGGAUUUUAUUAGGCGAAAACUAAUAUCGUCAAAUACUGUGUUUGAAAGCUUACAUGAAUAUCUUGCAGAAAAUGGCGAAACUUUGGAUCAGAUGCAUCCAGAUGUAUUGGUCUCACUAAACAUACAUCCAGAUCACAUUCUUCAUUAA